AUGGGGGACUACACCGAUGCGUUCAUGCGCAACCAGAACACUGCCGUUCGCGGCGCCACCAAGGCGCAGAACCGAGCUAACGUUCUCCAGCUCAAACUGAUCGGGCAAAGCCACCCAACUGGGUUGACAAACACCCUUUUGAAGCUUUUUGAGCCUCGUCCUCCAUUGGACUUCAAACCCCCUCCCGAGAAGAGAAAAUGCCCACCCUACUCUGGUAUGGCACAAUUUGUGAGCAAUUUUGCGGAGCCUGGUGACCCUGAAUAUGCUCCACCUGUUGAAAAAGGCGAAACUCCUGCACAAAGAAGAGCCAGAAUCCACAAGCUACGAUUGGAAAAAGGUGCAGAGAUUGCUGCUGAGGAGCUUAAAAACUAUGAUUCCACUAAUGACUCGAAUGUCUCAGGAGAUCCGUACAAAACAUUGUUUGUGGCUAGGCUUAACUACGAGACAUCUGAGAGUAGAGUUAAAAGGGAGUUUGAGUCUUAUGGACCAAUAAAAAGGGUCCGCCUCGUGACAGACAAGGAUACAAACAAACCUAGAGGCUAUGCUUUCAUAGAAUAUGUGCAUACACGGGACAUGAAAGCUGCAUAUAAGCAAGCUGAUGGGAGAAAGAUUGAUGGUAGAAGGGUACUUGUUGAUGUCGAACGUGGUAGAACCGUGCCAAAUUGGAGGCCUCGCAGGCUUGGUGGUGGACUUGGAACUAGCAGAGUAGGUAGCGAAGAGGUUGCUACGAGAGAAGCUCAGCAACCUGGAGGUACAUCACGAUCUGAGGAACCAAAGGCUCGUGAUGAUCACCAUGUUGAACGGGAGAAGUCGCGGGAGAGAGGGAGGGAGAAGGAGAGAGAAAGAGAGAAGUCCCGAGAGAGAUCCCAUGAUCGCCCAAGGGAUCGUGACAACAACAGGGAGGAUAGGCAUCACAGAGACCGUGAUAGGGGUGAGAGGGAGAGAGAGCGAGGAGGCCGAGACCGAGAAAGAGAUAGUAGGGAUGGCCGUCGCGAUCGUGGUGGUAGAGACCACCGCGACCGGACAAGAGAGAGGGAGAGGGAUGGCGGUGAUGAUGACCUUCGUGGACGCUCCCGUGAUCGAGAAUAUGAUUACCAACGUGGCGACUCAAAGCAUAGUAGGGACCGUCGUGAUUAUGAUGGUGGUGAUGCAGAGGACGAUCCUGGGUGGUACGAUCAAUCUGAUCAAGGGGGACAUAAGCGAUCUGUCGAUGAUCAACAACGAUAUAAGCAGUAUGACCGUCAUCGUGGUAGGGAGCAGCAAUAUGACGACAUGGAUGUUCAAGAAGGCGAUCAAGACCGUUAUGGCGAUCAAUACACUGCUGGCCGUGAUCGAUCAUAUCAGGUGGGUGAUGAUGAUGAUGAUUACCGCUAA
Molecule: messenger RNA, 1374 nt
Organism: Linum trigynum
Lineage: Eukaryota; Viridiplantae; Streptophyta; Magnoliopsida; Malpighiales; Linaceae
Source: the annotation of a GenBank genome assembly